AUGAAGAGCUACUGUGUGGGAACCUUCAAGAUAGAUGUUGGGACCGUUUACUCCCAGCCUGGCCAUCAGUUCAUCAAUAAGUGGGCCACGCUCACAGACCCCGCUGACAUCCACACAGGGGUGAAAGGUCACCUGAAGUGUGAUAUCAGCGUGUCAGGAAAAGGUGAUGUUGCAGCACCGUCCCAGAAGUUCAGUGAUGCAGAGGAACAGAUAGAAAAGCACCUCCUGCUUCCUGAAGGCUUAAACCCUGAACGGCCAUGGGCUCGGUUUUAUGUGAUAGUGUACCGUGCAGAAGGUCUUCCCAGAAUAAACUCCAGUAUUAUGGCCAACGUGACCAAAGCCUUUGUUGGAGACGCGACAGCACUCAUAGAUCCUUAUGUAGAGGUCUCAUUCUUCGGUCAAGUUGGCAGGACGUCUACUCAGAAGAGCACAGCGGACCCAGUGUGGAACGAGCAGGUGGUGUUUAAAGAGAUGUUUCCUCCACUGUGUCAGAGACUGAAGAUUCGGGUUCUGGAUGAGGGAAGCAUGAAUGAUGUGGCCAUUGGGACUCAUUACAUUGAUCUACACACCAUCUCAAAUGACACCGAUGGGGACAACGGUUUCCUGCCCACAUUUGGCCCGGCAUGGAUCAACCUCUACGGUUCACUUCGUAAUUCCACACUGGUGGACGACAGCCAGGAGCUGAACGAGGGUGUUGGAGAAGGGGUGUCCUACAGAGGCAGGGUUUACAUAGAGCUGAGUGUGGAGAUCCUGUCUGGAGGUGCUCCGGACUCCAAAUCCCUGCUCUCAAAAAUCAGUCUGAAAGAUACCAAGGGAGGAAAAGCAGGGGCGAAAGAUCCCAAAACUGGGGCAGGAGCCGGAGGUGAGGAAGAGAAAUCCAAGACUAUAGGACCUGAGGUGAUGCCAGUGGAGCCCCCACAGACGAUAAAUGAUGAAGACAUGGAAACCUUCCUGCUCUUUGGCUGUGUGUCUGAGGCCUCCAUGAUUGACAGAAGAACCAGCGAUAGACCAAUCAGCCUUGAGUUCACCAUUGGAAACUUUGGGAACUUCAUUGAUGGUACUGUGCAGCCUACUUCAAAGAAAAAGCAUGAAGAUGUCUCUGUGACCACUCCACUUCUGGACACUGCAGCAACAAUGCCGUGCAAAUCUACUACGACACCAGAGAGACCUCUUUUCGGAGAUGCACAGAGGCACUACAUGCACUUGCCCAUCGGAGCACAAAAGCCCUGUGUGUAUGUUUAUAGCAGCUGGGAGGAUCGAGCGUACCGACUCCAUCACGCCAACAUGCUGGACACAAUUGCCCUGAUGUUUGAGGAGGGGAUCGCUAAGGUGCUGGAAUUGGAUAAAAUGAUGUCUCCUGAAGCAAGGACUCUCAUGCAUCUUGUUCUUCAGGACUUUAGAAGAGAUGCCAGUGAGUUUAUUGCUUUUGCUGAAAAGAGGGUGAAGGCAAGCAAUUUGACCUUACUGGACAAAAAGAGGCUCACUCUGUGCAAACAGGAGCUGGAAAGUAUGACUGAAGUAGCUGGAGGACUCCUUGAGCCCAAGAAGAGAUCUCUCACUGUAAAAGAGAUGAUGCUGGAAGUCCAGAAAAUUAAAAAGAAACUGAGAUUCCUUGUGGAAGAGCCUCAACACACUUUACCAGAUGUGUUUGUGAGUCUGGUCAGUAAUAACAAGCGUUUGGCAUAUGCCAGAAUCCCUGCUCGUCACCUGCUCUUCUCACAGAGCCCGGAGCAGAGAGGCCGAGACUGUGGGAAGAUCAACACCCUGUUCCUCAAGCCUCCAGGGAAGCGUGGACCAGGGUGGACAGUCCAGGCUAAGCUCGAUGUGUAUUUGUGGCUGGGAUCUAGCAGAGAUUCAUCCCACAUGCUGGACAAUCUCCCAUCAGGCUUUGAACUGGAAGGCAUCUCAUCUGAGCACAGGACUGGCCCUCCUCCUGAUUAUAUACUUUACACAGAGCAGCACUUGUUCCAGCUGAGGGCUCAUAUGUACCAGGCUCGUGGUCUCAUUGCAGCAGAUAACACUGGCCUCUCAGACCCCUUCGCCUGGGUGUCUUUUCUGUCCAAUAGCCAAAGCACUGGUAUCAUGAAGCAAACUUUAACUCCUACAUGGAAUCAGCUGCUCCUGAUAAAUAACGUGUGUCUGUAUGGAGGGCUUUCUGAAAUAGUCCAGGAUCCACCGCUAGUUGUGAUCGAGGUGUAUGAUGAUGAUGCAGUGGGUAUCGAGUACCUGGGGUCGACAGUGGCUGUUCCUGUAGUCAGACUGUCAGAGGAACGAUACUCCCCUCCUCAGCUGCAGUACAGCCCUCUGUUCUGUGGCGGUCUGUCAGGAGGAGACAUACUGGGAGCGUUUGAACUCAUUCAGAUCUCAGAGUCAGGAGAACAUCCACUUCCUGAUUUAGAUGAGCCGGAUGGAGGAGUUAUUCCAGUACCCUCGUACAUUCGACCUGUGCUCUGCAAGUACAGAAUUGAGGUUUUGUUCUGGGGCCUGAGAGAGCUGAAGAAAGUUCAGCUUCUAUCCGUUGAUCGGCCCCAAGUUUUUAUCAAGUGUGCAGGAGGAGGUGUCAACUCUUCAGUGAUACAGAGUUACAAGAAAAACCCAAACUUCACAAUACUUGUGGAUGCCUUUGAUGUGGAGCUGCCUGAAGACGAACAUCUCCUCCCUCCUCUCGCUAUCACUGUUGUGGACUGGAGGGCUUUUGGGCGGAGCACACUUGUGGGAAGUCAUAUGAUCAACAACUUGGCCUUAUUCAAACACAUCCCCACAUUAGUUCAGCAGCGUCAACCAGAACCCAGAAACAUAGCAGUCGCUCAGCUGUCUCUGCAGCAGAGUGUUGUGCCACCGCCCAAUGAGGAGAUCGCCAUUGAAAUAGAGCCGGAGGAAAUAUUCACCCCUGCACCUAAAUCUGAGCCAGACUUCCAGGACAAGAAGGUGUCAAAGAAGAGCAAACAAAGAUCUACGAAAAGGAAGAAACGCACCACAGCUGAUGAGUCUGCUGAUAAUGUCAUUGAUUGGUGGUCGAAAUACUAUGCAUCAAUGGAGAAGAUCCAAAUGGUGUAUGAAAAAGAGCUGGAGGCUGAAUUUGGGCCUUUUGACGACUGGGUUAAAACCUUCGAACUCUAUCGAGGAAAGGCCAAUGAAGAAGAAGGUUCUGCUGAUGAAAGAUUUGUUGGAAAGUUUAAGGGCCGGUUCUGUCUGUACAAGCUGCCUGAAUCGAAUGAUGUGGAGGAGGAAGAUGGAUAUUUGGAUUCAGGGCAGUUUAAAAUAAACCAGGGUAUUCCUCCAAACACUGCAGUAGAUGUCCUUAUCCGUGUAUACAUAGUUGCAGCCUUCAACCUGCACCCUGCAGACCCAGAUGGCAAAGCGGACCCUUACAUAGUGCUGAAACUGGGGAAAACUGAGAUCAAAGACAGAGACAAUUACAUCCCAAAGCAGCUCAACCCAGUGUUUGGAAGAUCCUUUGAAUUUCAAGCCACUUUCCCCAAGGAAUCCCUGCUAACUAUUCUCAUCUAUGACUACGACACUAUUGGUGGUGACGAUUUGAUUGGGGAAACACAGAUUGAUUUGGAGAACCGUUUUUACAGCAGGCAUCGAGCUACCUGCGGCCUGCCUGAUGAAUAUGCCAUUGAGGGUUAUAAUGCAUGGAGGGACAGCAUCAAGCCAACAGACCUGUUGAUUAAGCUUUGCAAAGAAAACAGACUGGACAACCCUCACUUUUCUCCAGGACGCAUUACCAUUGGAAGCAAGGUUUUUACUGGGAAGACUGUAUUUGCUGAUGAAGAUCAGAUGGUGGAGUCGUACGAGCACCUUGCUCUGAAGGUGCUGCAAAGGUGGUCCGAGAUGCCCAAUGGGGGUUGUAAACUUGUGCCUGAGCAUAUUGAAACUCGAGCACUCUACCUAAAGGACAAACCAGGAAUAGAGCAGGGUCAUCUGCAAAUGUGGGUGGACAUUUUUCCCAUGGACAUGCCUCAUCCUGGCCCUCCUGUGGACAUUUCUCCUCGCAAACCCAAAGGUUAUGAGCUGAGGAUCAUUAUCUGGAACACUGAAGAUGUAAUAUUGGAGGACACCAACUUCAUAACAGGACAGCAGUCAAGUGACAUUUACGUCAAAGGGUGGUUAAAGGGGCUUGAAGAUGACCGGCAGGAAACUGAUGUCCAUUACAAUUCUCUGACUGGAGAGGGCAACUUCAACUGGCGCUUUGUGUUCCCCUUUAACUACCUGCCUGCUGAGAAAGUGGUGGUGAUUCAAAAGCGAGAAAGCAUCCUCUCUCUGGACAAAACUGAGAAGAAGAUCCCUGCUGUUCUUGUUAUGCAGGUGUGGGACUUUGAGAGGCUUUCUUCUGAUGAUUUCCUGGGCUCAGUGGAGUUGGACCUACAUGGGUUUCCACGUGGAGCUAAAUCAGCUAAAGCUUGUAGGAUGGAAAUGCUGACAGAAACUGCAGAGAACGUCUCUAUCUUCCAGCAGAAACGCUCCAAAGGCUGGUGGCCCUUUAUUAAAGCUGGAGAACUCACAGGGAAGGUAGAAGCCGAGUUUCAUCUGGUAACAGCUGAAGAAGCAGAGAAAAAUCCAGUGGGACGUGCACGCAAGGAACCAGAGCCUCUAGAGAAACCAAAUCGUCCAGACACAUCCUUCUCCUGGUUUAUGAAUCCUUUCAAGUGCUUCUUUCACCUGAUCUGGGGGAACUACAAGAAAUACAUCAUUGCCGGACUGGUGCUGUUGAUCGUGACCCUGUUCCUGGUUCUUAUCUUCUACACCCUACCAGGAGCGAUCAGUAGUAAGAUAGUCAACGGGUAAACGAACACCACGAUAAAGUAACUGGACACAAAUGAGCAGCACAAAUGGAUCAUGUUAUUGUUGUUGCUCUAAUGAAGCACACAUUUAAAUGCUUGCUCUCCAGAAAGAAAGUAACAGGCUUUGCUGAUUUUAGAAACAAUCUUUUAUUUAAUAUGCACCA
Carassius gibelio (silver crucian carp) is the source of this 4951-nucleotide messenger RNA. Its product is annotated as fer-1-like protein 6. Gene Ontology annotation, cellular component: membrane. Lineage: Eukaryota; Metazoa; Chordata; Actinopteri; Cypriniformes; Cyprinidae. The transcript is spliced from 33 exons. The record is from RefSeq and is a predicted model, not a curated record. Bases 1 to 4791 code for a protein of 1596 amino acids. Gene Ontology annotation, biological process: plasma membrane organization.